Messenger RNA from Juglans regia (Persian walnut), 1753 nucleotides. RefSeq names its product UDP-galactose/UDP-glucose transporter 7-like. The record is from RefSeq and is a predicted model, not a curated record. The transcript is spliced from 8 exons. The coding region runs from base 553 to 1524 and encodes 323 amino acids. Gene Ontology annotation, cellular component: Golgi apparatus. Gene Ontology annotation, molecular function: UDP-galactose transmembrane transporter activity; antiporter activity; UDP-glucose transmembrane transporter activity. NCBI's taxonomy places the organism in Eukaryota, Viridiplantae, Streptophyta, Magnoliopsida, Fagales, Juglandaceae.
CAAUGUCCGUUAACAACAAUUAAUCACAUUAGAACAAGUUGAGGAGGGUAACGAUGUCCCCACUAGAACCUCGGAACUUCGCUAAUUGCUCCGGUCUUGGGCGCGACAGCAAUGGCGUCCAUUCCACAUCCGAUGGCGAUUGCUUUCACAUCUUUGCACUUGCCAUGUGAUUACCCGCCCUCGCGCACUUCUACGCUGGCUAUUUCGUCAAAUCCACACUCCUUUUAUUUCCAAUUUAUAUAUUCAUUUCUUUCUCGCACUGCACAACCCACUCCACGCGAGCCACGCUCCAUUACACUCAGAAAAUUCUCCUUUCCCCUUUUGAUAUCCGAUCCAGUAACCUGAUCGUUUACAAAGCCCGCACCUAUCGAUCUUUUCUUGUGCAACGAUGUAAUUUUAUCUACUACUUUAACCAGGAUUUCUGUACGAAUUGGCGGUGAGUUUGGGGCUGUGAAUCUGUGAUUGGAGUUUUUUUUUGUGAUGACGUCACUGGAGUGGCAGUGAGACCGUUCUCUAUAUCUGGAUCUCGUAACCAUCCUCUCGUCGUCGACCAUGGAAAAUCUUAGUGACUCAAAUAUGGGUCCACAUUUGAGUUUGUUUGCAGCCUUGUCAUAUGGGAUUGCUUCAAUGGCGAUGGUUUUUAUCAAUAAGGCCAUACUUAUUCAAUAUGCGCACUCAAUGACCCUCCUCACUUUGCAGCAAUUGGCAACCACCUUACUUAUACACAUGGGUCAAAGAAUGGGAUACACAAAAUCCGGAUCUUUAGAUAUGUUGAUGGCUAGAAAGCUUCUCCCAAUUUCACUGUUUUACAAUGCUAACGUGGCAUUUGCAUUGGCGAGUUUAAAAGGAGUUAAUAUUCCAAUGUAUAUCGCGAUAAAGAGACUCACGCCACUUGCAGUCCUAGUUGCUGGAUUAUUUUCUGGAAAAGGGAGACCUACAACACAGGUGUCUCUUUCUGUUCUAUUGACUGCUGCUGGAGUUAUCAUUGCUGCGCUGGGAGAUUUUUCAUUUGACCUUUUUGGAUACAGCAUGGCCCUUACUUCUGUUUUUUUCCAGACCAUGUACCUAGUCUUGGUUGAGAAGUCUGGUGCAGAGGAUGGGCUUUCUUCAGUUGAAAUCAUGUUCUACAACAGUACUUUGUCCCUUCCAUUUUUGCUGUUUCUCAUCAUAGCUACAGGAGAGUUUCCAAGUUCUAUAUCACUAUUAUUUGCAAAGAGUAAUUCCUUAUACUUUUUGGUGAUCCUUAUUCUUUCAUUGGUAAUGGGCAUUGUCCUCAACUUCACCAUGUUUUUAUGUACCAUAGUCAACUCUGCUUUAACAACAACAAUAGUUGGCGUUCUUAAAGGGGUUGGCUCCACGACCCUUGGUUUUGUGUUACUGGGUGGUGUUCAAGUUCAUGCUUUGAACGUGACUGGAUUGAUUAUCAACACUGCUGGUGGUGUGUGGUAUUCAUAUGCCAAGUAUCAACAAAAGAAGAACAAGCCAAUAAAGAUAAUGUCAGAUAUUGAGGCGCAUCGUAAAUAAAAAGCGGUAUGGAGGGAUAGCAGGUGCUAACAGCUGCUGUCUGUGACCAUUCAACUACCUUUUAAAUUGUACCACUAAGUAACAAAGUGAUGAUUAAAUUACUUUCUUUUGUAUUUCUCAUUGUAGUCAGUAAAGCUUAAACAUGUGUUCAAUUUAACAGCCUAUCUUUUGUACAUGGAGCAAUCAAAUGCCAACACGACAUGAUUAAGGAUGUUGAGAAAGAUAAAAA